Vigna radiata var. radiata (mung bean) is the source of this 1489-nucleotide messenger RNA. RefSeq names its product ornithine decarboxylase-like. Lineage: Eukaryota; Viridiplantae; Streptophyta; Magnoliopsida; Fabales; Fabaceae. Gene Ontology annotation, cellular component: cytoplasm. Gene Ontology annotation, molecular function: ornithine decarboxylase activity. Bases 10 to 1296 code for a protein of 428 amino acids. The transcript has a single exon. The record is from RefSeq and is a predicted model, not a curated record.
CUACCAAAAAUGUCUACACUGGUUUCUGAACCAUUCCAAGCCUUGAGCUUGAAGCCUGUUUUCAGUGCUUCAGGCAUUAAGGGCAAACGAGUCACUGCACUGUCACCACAAGGAAAUGCCCUCACUGAUUUCAUUCAAACAGCCAUUGCCGAAAAACCAGACAUUGACUCUCCAUUCAGCGUACUAGAUUUGGGGGUCGUUAUGGGCUUGUUGGAAAAAUGGACCACCAAGCUUCCCACGGUCCGGCCCUUCUACGCCGUCAAGUGCAAUCCCAACCUCGCCCUCAUCGGGGCUCUCGCCGCCCUAGGCACCAGCUUCGACUGUGCCAGCAAAGCCGAGAUUGAAGCCAUUUUAUCCCUUGGAGUCUCACCCGACCGCAUCAUCUACGCCAACCCUUGCAUAUCCGAAUCCCACAUCGAAUACGCCGCCACCGUAGGCGUCAACGUCACAACCUACGACUCUAAAGACGAGGUAGAAAAGAUACGCAAAUGCCACCCCACGUGCGAGUUGCUUCUCCGCAUCAGGCCGCCGCAAGAAAGUGGAGCGCGCACCAGCUUGGGCCUCAAAUACGGCGCGCUUCCCGAAGAAGUCCCGGAGCUUCUGAGCGUGGCUCACGCCGCCGGACUCAAAGUGACGGGAGUGUCCUUCCACAUUGGAAGUGGUGGAGGCGACCCGCAAGCUUACAAAGGAGCCAUAUCUGCGGCAAAGUCCGUCUUCGAUAUUGCUUCCCUGCUGGGCAUGCCGAGAAUGCGCGUUCUCGACAUCGGCGGCGGCUUCACCUCCGGGCCGGAGUUCGACGUCGCGGCUAUGCAAAUCAACGCGGCAAUUCAAUGCAGCUUCGGGAAAGAGGAGCUGGUGGUUAUUGGCGAGCCGGGUCGUUACUUUGCAGAAACGGCUUUCACGUUGGCCACGAAGGUUAUCGGUAAACGCGUGAGAGGAGAGUUGAGGGAGUAUUGGAUUGACGAUGGAAUUUAUGGAACGCUUAUUAACAUCGUAUUUGACUACGCUACCGUCACGUGCAUGCCACUCGCCUGCACCUCGAAACCUGAGAACCCUUUUUGCAGGGAUUCCAAAACCUACUCUUCCACCGUGUUUGGACCAACCUGCGAUUCACUUGACACUGUUCUUACGAAUUACAAGCUUCCGGAAUUGCAAGUGAACGAUUGGCUCGUGUUCCCCAACAUGGGUGCUUAUACAACUUCGUCUUGCACUAACUUCAAUGGCUUUAGCUCCUCAGUGAACUCCACAUUCCUUGCAUAUUCCAACCCUAUGACGCCGGAACAGACAAUGUUCUAGUCCAAUCCCAAACUGAAGAUGGCCAUUUCUUACACGUGUUGUUUCUGACAUGUCUCUCUUUUGCUUGGGAAAGUCAACAAUGGCUGAAUAGGUGGUGGUGGCCGCUGCGUGGUUUCUCUUUCAAUGGAUGUAUCUUUUUCUUUUUAUGUCUUUUAAUGUACCUUAGAUGUUCCUAUAAGCUUGGUUUAUUGAU